CUCGCUCUCGUCGCUCGUUCCUGUCGUUACGUCGGGUCGUCACGUUUUUGUGUGUCGCGUUUUCGCCUCUCAUAUACCUGUUGAGUUCCCGAAUUCCCGUUUGUUAUUUGAUGGUGUUUCUCGUGUGCAUUGCUUGCAACACUUUGGCUGAUUAUCGGCGUCUGCUGCCUAUAGCUUGUGUGCAAAAGGGGAAAAGAAGCGAGAAUAUAUACCUAUAUAGACAACGCAAAGCCGACGACACUGCAUCCUGGGAACGUCAAGGUGAGCGGCAGUAGCCGUGGGACUCAAGUGCAGCAUUGAUUUUUAUCGCGAUGAAGAUGAGCAAAGUGGGAAACCAAACAAACUCCCAAGAUCCACAGGCAGUCAACUCGCGAGUGUUUGUCGGGAACCUCAAUACGUUUCAAUGCAGCAAAACCGACGUGGAGAGGAUGUUCCAGCGAUACGGUCGUCUCGCAGGCAUUUCCAUGCAUAAAGGAUAUGCAUUCGUGCAGUUCACAAACCCGUUCGACGCCCGCAGUGCCUGCUUGGGAGAAGAUGGCCGAACGGUACUCAGUCAAAUUCUCGAUGUCAACAUGGUGGCAGAACCAAAACCUCAUCAAACUGGCCGUAAAAGACAAAAUAUGACGAAAACUGGGAAUGACUGGGACUACUAUUACGACAGUUACUGUGCUUCCACGGCGUUCCCGCCUCGCCUGGCACCACCACUCAAACGGCCUCGUCUCAUGCCACCUGCUCGCACUCAACAGCAGCAGCAGCAGCAACAGCAGCAACAGCAGCAGCAGCCACCGAAGCAACAGAAACUGACGAGCAAUGCCGCGCAGGACCUCAGUCAAUUAAAAGUUUACAGCAAUCCGGACAUACUAAUUUGCGGCAACUGCCGAGAAAUGUUCACGGAUCUGGGCGAGUUGCUGGAGCACAAACGGGAUUACUGCAAGCUGCGGUUCACAUGCAAGUGCCACACGUUCAACGGCGCCACACCAAGAAAUUCAGCGGCUUCUCUAUUAUGUAUUCUCUGCAAAGACUCCUUUUCGUCAGCCUGGGAAUUGAUGGUACACGCUCAGGCAGCGCACAUGAUCAACAUCUACGAGCUUGGCACCAAAUCAGACGCCAAAUAUUCGCAAAGUCAAAGUCAAAACAACAAGGAAUCGUCACAGUCACCAACACCGCAAGAUCAAGAAAAUAAAGAAGGCGAAGAGCAAGUAGAAGAAGACGAGGAGAUGGACGGCCACGUGUUGCUACCGUCACCGGACAGCGGCAAGUCAACCGACAACGAGAACGCCCCGUCCCCCAUUAAAAUACGAUCGGAGGCUAACGGCUCGGACCACGAUGACUGCUGCGACGAGAUGAUGCUCGUCGAGGACAGAUCCAACUCUCAGUGCUACUCCCGCCAUCCUAUCGCCAUUGAAUCGACAUUAGAGCUGAACGCCAGUAGUACAGCUAACACGCUGAGCAACGCAGCGAGUGGCGAAAGCGUGCUCACGGCCCUGACCAACGGCUCGAUCACAGCCAAGGAAUAAUCCUCUCAAUGCAGAAAAACGUACACCAAACUCAAUGAAGACAUAUCGAUUCACCUGUGUAACCCAGUGUGAGCUCAAACUCACACCACCUUUUUGUAUAUAGCUUCUUGCAAGAAUCCAAAAAAAAGGACAAAAACAAAGUUACAUUUACAGGUUUUCCGCGCGCUUCCAGUAUACUUUUACUGGUACGUUGAACUCGAUGAGGCAUUAAUUAUUCAUGAUGGAACUUAUUUUUAUGAAUUUCAAAAAUAAUUUUUAAUUGUAUUUCUCGGAAUCGUGAACGGAAGUUCGAUAACAAUGGAUAUUAAUUUAACUGGAGUAUUAUUUUUACAUGACAACAUGAAUAAAUGGUAUCGCACGGGUUUAUAAAUUAAAAUUUUAAAGAACAGCAUAUUUGAAAGAAGUAGCUAAAAAUUUUAUGAAAUUCAUUCUAGCGGUACGUCUAAUUCUUUGUCGCACAUUACAAAGAGAAAAGCGUACUCGCGGGAGAAUUCAUAUAAAAAACAAAACUCCUAAAAAAUUAAAGAGAGAAAACGGCGAUUUAAGGAAUCAGGUCACCGUCGACGAUGAUGCGUUUGUAAAUAUUAGACUGAGAGAGUGUGUGAGAGAAAGAAAAUAAAAGCGUAGAAUGAAGAAAUAAAUCAUAUUAACGAGGACGCUUCUGUAUCGUCCAUCUGCGUGAUCGAAUCAGCUUAUGUCGAAUUAACGUAUAACGGAUAAAAUUGCUUGCGUGGCAUGGACAUGAGAUGAUGGAAAAAAUAAUAUAAAUGCUAUCUCUUAAAGAUGAGAUCGGUGACAAAUCAAAAAAAUAAAAAAUAAAAAAAAAAUUCUCUAAUGAAAGUGUAAAAUAUAUGAACUUUCCAGUUUUAGCGUCGAGACAAACAAAAAAUUCCAUGUACUUUAAACUCAUUAACGAAAAAAGAAAAACUCCACAAAUCCGAUGAUAAAUGCUUUUGCAUAUUAAGCUUAAUCGAAGAAAAAGUGUGUAUAUAUAUAUUACGUCGGCUCGAGACAAAAAGAGGCUUGUGUAUUUUAAACAAAAAAAAUUGCUGUCAAUGGUUCUUCGUUCUAAACCAAAACAAACGAAAAGUCUUACCAUUAACUUGCUAACCGUUGGUAGAGUAACUCAGCGUAUGUCGAUCCGCGUUGUAUUUUUCGAGUUUCGAAUGAAGAGCAAAUAAAUAAAACAGAAAAAUUAAAUGAACAAAAAAAUGAAAUCUAGUCAAAAAAUUAUUAUUAAUAAAUGCACAGUUGACAAUUGUUUCUUGUUGUAAACUUAUUUCUUGUAAGCUUAUGUAUUUAGUUUUUUGAGCAACUAUAACGCAACAGAUAUAGUUUUCCUUUUGAGAAAUAUUUAUUUAUUGUAUAACGUUAAAAAUUAGAUAUUGAUUUAAGUUUUGUCGUAUAAUAUUUUAAUAAAAUGAGGCAGAGUUGUUUUUAAAAGAGAAACUUUAAUUAGUUUAUUAAGAACGCAUAUUAUUGUAACCAUGAAUAAUUAUUAUUGUAUACCUUUUAAA
This is a messenger RNA of Phymastichus coffea, 3034 nucleotides long. RefSeq lists its product as uncharacterized. The record is from RefSeq and is a predicted model, not a curated record. The transcript has 12 exons. The coding region runs from base 312 to 1517 and encodes 401 amino acids. NCBI's taxonomy places the organism in Eukaryota, Metazoa, Arthropoda, Insecta, Hymenoptera, Eulophidae. Gene Ontology annotation, molecular function: RNA binding. Gene Ontology annotation, cellular component: nucleus.